Lachancea dasiensis is the source of this 1353-nucleotide messenger RNA. The record is from the annotation of a GenBank genome assembly. Lineage: Eukaryota; Fungi; Ascomycota; Saccharomycetes; Saccharomycetales; Saccharomycetaceae.
AUGAAGAUAUCAGUCGCGUGGAUUUUGGCGCUUCUGGCAUCCUUCCACAACUGUGCGGGUGUAUACCUUGACGUUAACAACACGGCGUCGAUCUAUAAUGCUACGGCCCUUGUCGCGGAAGGUUUGCUGGACUAUUAUACGGGAUUACAAUACGGUCAGCCGAUCGGUAUGUUCUCGAAUCCAUACUACUGGUGGGAAGCUGGUGGCGCGUGGGGGUCGAUCUUGGAUUACUGGUGGUACACUGGAAACGACACUUUCAACGGCAUACUGAAGCAAGCGUUGUUGGCGCAAACAGGUGAAAACAACGACUAUGUGCCUUUGAACCAAUCGGUAACUGAAGGUAAUGACGAUCAAGCGUUUUGGGGGCUUGUUGUGAUGGCUGCCGCUGAAAGAAACUUCGAAAAUCCUUCGUCGGACGAACCACAAUGGCUCUAUCUGGCCCAAGCCGUUUUCAACACCAUGGCGUUGCGGUGGGAUGAUGAUACUUGUGGUGGUGGCCUGAGGUGGCAGAUCUUCACUUGGAACUCCGGUUAUGACUACAAAAACACAGUCGCAAAUGGCGCGCUUUUUCAUAUUGCGGCGAGACUGGCGCGCUACACCGGCAAUCAGUCAUAUGUAGAUUGGGCCGAAAAAGUCUUUGACUGGAUGAAGGGUAUUAAUCUUUUAACCGAAAACACAGGCGGCAACAACUUUGUAUAUGAUGGUGCCAAAGUCGAGGGAAAUUGCAGCAACAUCACACGUCUAGUCUGGACUUAUAAUCAGGGCCUUUUGAUGUCUGGAUCAGCAUAUCUGUACAACAUGACAGAGGAUGAAAAGUGGCAUACAAGAACAUGGGAGUUUUUGAAUUCUUCGAAUAUUUUCUUCAACAACAGUGUCUUGUAUGAAGUAACCUGCCAAGCUGGUAAAACUUGUAAUACCGACCAACGUUCUUUUAAAGCCUACUAUUCUAGAUUCUUAGGACUGACCGCACAGCUGGUUCCUGCUGCGCGGGAAAAGAUUAUGGAUUGGAUUCGGACUUCUGCUCAAGGAGCUGCACAAUCUUGUUCUGGAGGUUACGAUGGUCACACUUGCGGACAAAACUGGUUUUAUGGUGGAUGGGAUGGAUUUUAUGGACUUGGUGAACAGAUGGCUGCGUUGGAAAUCAUGCAAAAUGUCUUAUGUUUGCAAAAGCCGGCCCCUUACACCGCAAAAGACGGGGGCACAUCGAUAGGAAAUGGUGCGGCAGGUACAGAGACACAGGCUUCAAACUUGAGCCCGCUAACUAUUACAGCCGGCUCUCGUGCCGCUGCCGGUAUCAUUACAGCGGUCAUUGGACUCUCAAUCGUUGCAUGCACUGUAUGGUUGGUUGUUUAA